AUGGCAAUCGAUCUGCCAACGAUUCGACACGCAUGCAUAUUUCCAUUGCGUGCGCCGAUAUGUAGAAAGUCGAGGAUCCAGUCCCUUUCUGGACGCCGACUCGAGCAACAACGGAGGAUUGUUAUUACGACUAAGAGGCGAAAAGACAGCGCGACAACUGAGAUGCUACAGGGGAAUGGAAGCGACCACGUUGUCUUUGAGGACGGCUGGUUGACGAGCGAGAGGGUCCUCGAACGCUUUCCGAGGGGUAUGUAAAAAGUGCUAGAGCUCGUAGGGGGAGCGACACUGGCGGAUUCGACAGCAUGUCUUGCCCAGGAUGGAGACUACUGGUUUUGUGGGUUGGUCGGAGGUAGCCUAGGGGUGCCUGACUUCAAUUCUUUUGGCCAUGAUCAAGCUAGGCACCUCCUUGACGGUAUACGGCGAGCGGACUUUUGAGCCAAAGAACUUGACACUGGAUCAGCUGGUUCAGCAGAUCGAGAACGGCUCCCUAAUCGUCAAGCUUAGCAGGGUGUUCCAUAUGGAUCGGAUUGUGGAAGCACAUGAGUGCUUGGAGAAUAACGAAGGGUUGGGCAAGAUCGUUGAGAGACCGCGUGGAAUGCAAGCAUAG
This is a messenger RNA of Lecanosticta acicola, 607 nucleotides long. NCBI's taxonomy places the organism in Eukaryota, Fungi, Ascomycota, Dothideomycetes, Mycosphaerellales, Mycosphaerellaceae. The record is from the annotation of a GenBank genome assembly.